Messenger RNA from [Torrubiella] hemipterigena, 1740 nucleotides. Lineage: Eukaryota; Fungi; Ascomycota; Sordariomycetes; Hypocreales; Clavicipitaceae. The record is from the annotation of a GenBank genome assembly.
AUGGCUUCUUUUGCUCUUUUCAAUGUCCUUGUUGGACUUGCUAGUUUUGCAUCUGGCACUCCCACCACCAAACGCGCCGUCAAUCUUGGUCCGAUGGCGUUGAUGGAGAAAAUCUCUAUUCCCUCUCAGUGGGUAGAGGCCGGUGAUGCGGCAUCCUCAACCAUGCUGAGGAUGCAAAUCGGUAUAAGACAAGGCAACAUCAAAGGGCUAGAGGAGAAGCUAUUGCACAUCUCCAACCCCGAAAGCCCUGAGUAUGGCAACUGGUUGACGCAGGAGCAAAUCGAGAAAUUUACCAAGCCAAGCAGCAAGAGUCUUGACACUGUGACGGCAUGGCUAAACAGUCAUGACAUUCAUGACUUCAGCCACCAGAGUGUGGACUGGAUCGAGGUCAAGGUGCCAGUUCACAAAGCAGAGGAAAUGCUCAAUGCAAAGUAUCUUCUCUACAAAGAUUUGCGAACCGGAACUGUCAUCCCUCGAGUCUCGGAAUACUCCCUUCCUCAUGCACUACACGACCAUGUUGACCUGAUUCAGCCCACCACGGCAUUUCUGAGCAAUCUUGCCCAGUCCAUCUAUCAGAAUGCAACCUCCGCAACACCCGAAACCGCAUCUCUCAACCGUCGAGGCAAUUGUGAUGGGCGCAACAUCACACCCGACUGCAUCAAAAGCUUCUACAACGUCGACUAUACAGGCCAAGGUCGAGCCUUGCUGGGCGUUUCAUCCAUUGCUGGCUAUGCUGCAUCUCACCGAGACGCUUCAACAUUUCUGCGCAACUAUGCGCCAUGGGCAUCCAACACGGAUUUUGCCGAAGUUAGCAUCAGAGGCGGAAGCAACAACUACAACGACUUUCUUGAAGGCAACCUCGACACUCAGGUAGCCCUGGCACUGGGAUACCCCGCCCAGGUCAAUCUGUACGAGAUGCCCUAUGACAACAACGACUUUGGCGACCAGCUUCUCGACCUUGCCAACUAUCUCAACAACAACAACAAUCCGCCCACGGCCAUCUCCACCUCCUACGGCAUUGACGAGCAGGAAGUUAACAACAACUACUUGUCCCGUGUUUGCAAUGAGUUUAUGAAAGCCGGCUCGCGAGGCAUCUCAACCUUUUUCUCAUCCGCCGACUUUGGCGUUGGCGGCGUCCGUGCCGGUGAAAGCUGUUCCAACAACAAGUACAUUGCCGUGUUCCCAGCCUCUUGCCCGUAUGUCACAGCCGUUGGUGGCACAGGAUAUCGCAAUGGUGGCGACGAGGUUGCUGCCGAGUAUCAAUUCACAAGCGGCCCUGGCUACAGCGGCGGCGGCUUCUCUUGGUACUUCAAGACUCCAGACUACCAGCGCAACGAUACCAAUGGUUACAUCUCUGGUGUUCUGGAUCAGAGCUGGGAUGGGUGGUACAACAAGCAGGGCCGUGGAUAUCCGGACAUUUCUCUGCUUAGUGAACUGUACACUAUUGUGCUUAAUGGUCGGGCAACACCUGUUUCUGGUACUUCGGCCGCAGCUCCCGCCUGGGCGGCUCUGAUUUCUCAGAUCAACGACUACCGCAAGAGCAUCAACAAGCCGUCUCUGGGCUUCCUGAACCCGCUUCUGUACAGUAAGCAGGGAAAAUCUGCUCUACGAGAUAUCACCCGCGGGUCAAACCCCGGAUGUAAUGUUGCAGGCUUCAUUGCUGGCUCCGGAUGGGAUGCAGUUACCGGGCUUGGUAGUAUGGAUUUCGGCAAGUUUCGUCAAACUGUCACAAACUUGUAA